AGGCGUAUUUAAAGUGGCUUUAACUGCAAGACGUCUAAGACUAAGAGGAUCUUUCCAGUGCACCACAACAGAAAUCAACGCACAAGCUGAGACUGUUGUAAAGACGGAUUGUAAAGGAUUGGUUUACUACAGGGGAUUGUGUACAGAUACACAGGUUUCUGGGUGCCAAAACUGCUGCUUAGCUGGUGCACGGCUGACAACAGUUCAGAGCCACGUCUGUAAAAAAUCUGCUGCAUGCAGGCGCAGGAGAUUUAUGAAGCUUUCAAGGCCUUUUGAUUGAUAAGCCACUCGAUGGGGAUUAACCGGCGAGCUCCCUGCUGUGUGUCCUGCCCUGCGGCCCACUGCCUGCCCUCACUCUUCAACACCUCCUUCACCGAAAUCAUGAAACUAGUAUUAACUGAAUGGCAAAUGAUAUGGAUUUUUACUGUUUCCAAUAGACAGUAAACACACACUCACCAUUUACUCAUACCACACAUAUACACUUAGCCAUAUACACACACACAUAUAUACACACACAUAUACACACACACACACACGGUCAUUCCUACUGUCACAUACAUACAUACAUGCAUACAUUUGCUCACACCAAAGGGAGUGACCUCAUGACAAAGCCAUAUCUCCCUCACGGCUGCCUACCAAAAAAUCUGAAAACUUCUGCUUCACGACACGUCCAUGAGGAACCAAAACGGAAUGUAUUCUGCACAGUGAGCGCCUGAUUCUCUCAACGGUGUACUUCGAUCCCCAAAAGGAGCUGCUUGGAUUUUAAUGUCCACUAUUCAUCUUUUGCAUUGAUUUGAUUUGAUCUGAUUUGGCUUUAUUUUGGUGUUGCACGUCUGUAAAGAGUGAGGUGUGCUUCCCCUGCCGAUUGCAUGCCGACAACGAUGGCGCCCCAGAACACUGAUGCAGAUGCUAUGCAGGUACAGGAGGUCAUGGUGGUCUCUGCCAAGGCAGCCAGCAGAGCCUCAGAUAGAGGUGGAGGAGGUGACGGGGCUAAUGCAACGGGUGGAGCCAGCAGAAAGGACCAGGAGAGUCAGGAGGAGUCUGCAAGCGAGGGUUCUAUAGACAGCAUCCCCUUGCGCCUAUGGGUUAUGAACGGAGCCAUCAUGUUUGGACGAGAGUUCUGCUACGCAAUGGAGACAGCCCUGGUGACUCCCGUGCUGCUGCAAAUUGGUCUUCCAGAACAGUACUACAGCCUAGUGUGGUUCCUGAGCCCCAUCCUGGGCCUCAUGUUUACUCCUUUGAUCGGAUCAGCAAGUGAUCGCUGCACUCUGCGCUGGGGUCGACGCCGACCCUUCAUCCUGGCACUGUGUGUGGGUGUGCUUUUCGGCGUAGCACUCUUUCUCAACGGAUCUUUAAUAGGUUUGGCUAUAGGAGACCUGCCCAACCGGCAGCCUAUAGGCAUUGUGCUGACCGUGCUUGGUGUGGUAGUGCUUGACUUCUGCGCAGACGCAGCCGAGGGGCCAAUCAGAGCAUAUCUGCUGGAUGUGGCUGAUACAGAGGAGCAGGAUAUGGCUCUCAACAUUCAUGCCUUCUCAGCAGGACUGGGAGGCGCUGUGGGCUAUGCACUUGGUGGUCUUGACUGGACAAACACCUUCCUUGGUCAGGCUUUUAAGUCCCAGGAACAAAUCUUGUUUGUGUUUGCUGCUGCAAUAUUCAUCGUCUCAGUGACACUGCACCUCUUCAGCAUUGAGGAGGAACAGUAUAUCCCGCAGCAGGAACGACUGGAUGAGGAGGCUGACGGGACAGCCUCUGUCAAAUUGAAUGUCCUGCUUGGUCUUCCGUCAUCGCAGCAACAGCUGGAUCUGAUUCCUGAGGAUGAGCCCUAUGAGCAUGAAUCCCACUCGGCUGAGCCAGAGCUGGACUACCUGGAUAUGGAGCUGGUGCGCAGUAAGAGUGACUCAGUGCUGGCCAUGGCUGAUGGCACUCUGGAGCAUGAGGCGCUCUUUUUACGCCAGAUCGAGCCUUCCAUCUUUCACGAUCGCUUAUCAUCAUUCUACGGCAGCCAAGAGUUCCCACAUGGGCGCUUCAGCCUCAGCCGUCUGUCAUCCUUAGUGCACGAGCCAGAAGGUGAAGAGGUGCCACUCCAUGCCAAACCCAAAGCCUCCAAUGGCCAACCAGCCGGGCACAGUGAUCCUACUGGACAUUCCCAGCCACUUCCAACAAAUGCACUCAAAUCCUCCAGUGCCGGAGCUGCCAUCCGGCGCCGGCGCCACACUUUCUACCGUCAGUCAUCCUGUACUUUCUCCUACUACGGUCGUCUUGGCUCUCAUCGCUACCGCUACAGGCGUGCCAAUGCCGCCGUGCUUAUAAAACCAUCACGCAGCAUGAACGAUAUCUACGAGAUGCAGCAGCGCCAGAGGAGGGGACAGCGGCACAGGGCUCGACACCAAAGCGGAAACACUACAUCCAGCGGAGACACCGAGAGCGAGGAAGGUGAAAUAGAGACUACUGUACGGCUCCUCUGGAUGUCCAUGCUAAAGAUGCCCAAAGAAUUACUUCGGCUCUGUCUUUGUCACCUGCUCACCUGGUUCUCCAUCAUCGCUGAGGCCGUGUUCUACACUGACUUUAUGGGACAGGUCAUCUAUGAGGGUGACCCUAAGGCUCCUUCAAACUCUACAGAGCUGCAGAGCUACCAUAAAGGAGUGCAGAUGGGCUGCUGGGGGCUGGUAAUCUACGCUGCUACUUCUGCUGUUUGCUCAGCUUUACUCCAAAAGUAUCUGGACAACUUUGACCUCAGCAUAAGGGUCAUCUACAUUCUGGGCACUCUGGGUUUCUCCAUCGGCACGGCCAUCAUGGCUAUCUUCCCAAAUGUCUAUGUGUCCAUGGUGAUGAUCAGUAGUAUGGGUAUCAUCUCCAUGAGCAUCUCCUACUGUCCAUAUGCGCUACUGGGCCAGUACCAUGAGAUCAAAGAGUAUAUCCAUCACAGCCCUGGCAACUCAAAGCGAGGCUUCGGCAUCGACUGUGCGAUCUUAUCAUGCCAGGUGUACAUCUCACAGAUCAUCGUGGCGUCAGCAUUGGGUGCAGUGGUGGACGCAGUGGGCAGCGUGCGUGUUAUCCCCAUGGUGGCAUCUGGUGGCUCCUUCCUGGGUUUCCUGUCUGCUUGCUUCCUGGUCAUCUAUCCAGGAGAUGGUGAUGGAGAGAAGAGUGAGCAGAACAAAGCUCUGACCAAAUCGAGCACUGCAGAGAAUGACACCAGCACCGAGAAGCCUAGUGUCCUGAAGCUCACACGCAAAGGCACUACCACCACAACCUGCAACGUGGAGUGUGAGUCCACACUGUGAUGAAGACGAGUGGCUGUGGAGCACACAUUCCCUCCAUCCCAGCUUGAUUCUGCUUUCACCAGGGAGUGGUGUAGAUUUUAUUUGUUUGUUCAUUUGUUUGUAGAGGUGGCAUUAGCAUUCUUGAUCCUCAGGGCCACCAGGGGGUGCAGGACACUAGAAAUGACAAGGGCAUUGUGGUCUGUCCCAUUCUUUCAAUAUAUAUUAAUCUAUUUAAGCUUGUACUUCAUCCAAUCAAAGAUCCUACUUCCACUCUAAGUGCAAGAUCUAAUCAUGUAAUCUAAUCAAAAUGAAAAUUAGUUGUGUAAGAUAAUCAUUUGGAUUCUAGGUUUUUCUUCAAUUGAUUAUUCCUUCAUGUCUGUCUUUGGCCUUAUGGCCUCCUGUCCAUGAAGAGGAAGUUUCUCCAAGUACAUUAAAUAAUAUUUAAUCCUUGUUUUUUUAAAAUGUCUAAACUAUGUCAGCUCCUGGUGGAUGUAUGUGUGGUAGUUUAAGUUGAUCAGCAGAAAAACACCCUAAGGUUUAAAACAGACCCAAAUCCUCACCUUUUUAUAGUGUUUUAGUUUGUGCAAAACUGCUAAAGUUAGUGCUGGGAGAAGAAAUUGAUCCCCUUAAAGAUUCCUAGCUUUCCCAGGGUUCUUUUGCUCUAUCUAUGAGCAGUUCAUAUAUAUAUAUAUAUCAAUUUAUUACUUAACAAAUAAUGUUGUAACAAAUCUCAAUGCUGCAAGUGAGUCUAUAGAGCACAUACCAAAUGAAGCAAUUAAGUAAUUAUGUGAAGCUAUUGGAAGAUGCUUUGUGUCUUUCAGUUUAGUUUUCAGUAACAGGAUAUAAUUGGAGUCAGCUCAGUUGUCGUAUAAAGUGAGUGGCUGUACACGGGGCUUGAGGUGAUUGGGAAGGUACCUGUGGAACACGUCUUAACUUUUUGACAGAACUUAAGCUGUGCAGUAAAUUCAGCAAAAAAAAAAAAAAAAGAAAAAAGAAAAAAGUUGUUUGGAAUUUAGUUCUGAUUACAAUUCUACAUUUUAUUGACCGAGUUUGGGACUGGAGUGCUGAACCCUCGGUAGUAACGUUUACAUUCUCUUUCACUGCUGCAUUGCACUGCACUGUUUUUACAUUUACAGCAUUUGGUUAUUAGACCCUUCCACACCGAGAUCUCCCAAGUUUCAAGUCAUCUUUGGCACCUUGGCUCCUCCAUGGCCUCCGGUUCAGUUCCAGUUUACUCUACAACCAUGCAAUAUGCCUGUGAUGGUGGGCGCUGUGGUGGUUGUGUGCGUAAUCGUUCCAACUGGUCUUCUGGGUUAGUUACAUUUGGAGUAAAGUGGUGAGAUUUCUGACUUACUCAAUGCUGGAAGACCAGUCAUGACCUUAAGUCAGGAUCCUAUUAUUUUAUAUUACAAGACAUGGUAUUUACUUCCAUAUUGCUGUUUAGCAUGUCAGACACUCUGAAGCAUGUUGACAAUAUUUGUGUUUCCCUCCAAGCAGAUUUGUACUUAUCUGCUGUAUUAUCUGUAUUUGUAGCUAUCUUUAUACAGUGUUAAAACUAAGUCGUAAGCUGAAAUUUUUUUUUUUUUGGAAUGUUUAUUAAAAGAAAAUUGAUAAACCAAACUUGAAAAUAUAUACACACACACACAUAAGGCUUAUUUUCAGACAAAUCAGACGCAGUUGCAAUAAUAAUGUUACUUGCCUCAGAACGUUUGAGUGCUGGAUUUUUCUACCUACAGUAGUGCAUGAGGAUGUUGCAUCCUAGAUAUUAAAGAAAUGCAAUACGUUUUAUGAAGGCCAUAUAAGCCUCGCUAAUGAAAUAUAAACAUGUAAGUGAUGGGUUAUAAUGCAUUUAUAAGGCAUUGUUUAUGUAUUCCAAGCCUUAAUAGUGUACUACAAAUACAAUAUCUGUAUCUGUUUUAGGGCUAAUAAAAUAUCCCUACCUUUCUUCAGUUUAAACCAUUAAGUAUAAUCCAAAAAUUAUAACAAAUCCAAGUACACAGUUACUAACAAGUAAUGAAUGGACGUUGCACUCUGUGUUUGUCCAACAAGCUUUAUAACUCUAUAUAUUUAUUUGUGUUUAACGUUGUCUCUCCAUCCCAAAUAAUGUAUUCGUAUUUGAAUUCACUUUUUUUUAAAUAAUUUACAUUUUUAAAUGUUUAUAAUUAAAAACUAAUUUAUAGUCUAAUAAGAAUUUAUAAAUAUUUUAAAACAUUUGAUUUGUAGCAAUAAAAGUAAAAAAAAAUGCCCAACAUGUGCUACAAUACAUUUAACAUACAAAAAUUGGGAAAGGAACCGGGCUUAAUUUCUGUUAAACAUAAUAUGCUAGCUGAGUUUCUUACAAGUGUGUUGUGUAUGUUCUAUGUAAUGAAUAAUAUUAACAAGUUAAUAAUAUAAAGUGCAAUUUUCAUAAGUGAUUAUAAUAUGUAUAGCAUAAUGCCUUAAAAAUGUGUCAUAACAUGAUUAUGGUGGAUAUAUGAUGGACUGGAUAUAAAUAUGGCCUUCAUAGAAAGUGUUAUCGAUAAGUAAUCAUUACUUAAAAAUAUUAGAGACUUGGCUUUAGUUGAUGGACAGGUCUCUAUUUUUUUAAAUACUUGAAGUGUGCUGUAAUUGUUUUUUGUGGUGUUUUUUUUUUUUUUUUUUUUGGGAUGAUCCAAGUAGAUAUUUGGUAAAGAACUGGAUGAAGGGAUGCUGAGUUGGAUUUGGUUUGGUUGGAUUUGCUCUAUCAGGACGCAUGUUCAUUACAUGUGAAUGUAACUUGUCAUUGUAUUUUUUAUUAUAAGCAAAAGAUCUGAUAAUGCUAAGAACUUGCACACGGGUUGUUGUCCCUGACUCGGAUUAUGCAUAGUCUUGGACUACGAAGGUUUCCGAUGGAGUUACACCUUUUACUGUGCAAGUUAGUUCAAGACUAAGCUUAAUCCUGGACUGUAGAAGGACGCCUACAGUCCAGGAACUCAAGUUUUAAGAGUCAUUUUGCAAAAGAAAAAAGAACUGUGGAUAUUUAUUUUUGAGCUCUUUUCAUGUUAUACUAAAUGCUUUGGCUUUAUUUAAAGAUGAAGAUCCAAUUAUAGAGAGAUAUUAUUAUUAUUAUUAUUAUUAUUAUUAUUAUUAUUAUUAUUAUUACCUGUUGUGCUAAAUGCAAAUUGAAAUAUGCGUUGGAAAAGAUCAGAGUUGUGAGUGUGUUUGGUGUGUGUUUAUGUGCGUGGGUGUGCGUGUCUGUCUGUGUGUGUCUGUGUAACGUCCGAAUUAGACUUCUAGCUGUCUACAACUCUUAGUUUACAGACCUUAAUUUAAAGCAAAUGUCACUUAAGUCAUUGAUUCUCAUUAUGUGUAGUUCAAUGUAUGUGAUUAUGAAUAAUUCUUUAUCAUUGCCUCCUUCAUUAAUUAUGAUUGUGUAUUCGUUCACUGUUUCGAAGAAAGUUAGUGGAUGUUAACGACAGACAAAAUGUAUGGAGGAGAACCGAAUAUCUGCAGUGUACUAUAAGCUUUGUUAUUUUAAAGUUGUAUAUAUUCCUUUGAAAUAGUUUCUUUUGCUGCUAUAUAUAACAAAUAUA
This is a messenger RNA of Tachysurus vachellii, 6811 nucleotides long. RefSeq names its product solute carrier family 45 member 4. The transcript is spliced from 9 exons. Gene Ontology annotation, molecular function: sucrose:proton symporter activity. Gene Ontology annotation, biological process: transmembrane transport. Bases 870 to 3281 code for a protein of 803 amino acids. Gene Ontology annotation, cellular component: membrane. The record is from RefSeq and is a predicted model, not a curated record. Lineage: Eukaryota; Metazoa; Chordata; Actinopteri; Siluriformes; Bagridae.